Molecule: messenger RNA, 2055 nt
Organism: Dimorphilus gyrociliatus
Lineage: Eukaryota; Metazoa; Annelida; Polychaeta; Dinophilidae
Source: the annotation of a GenBank genome assembly
CUUCUUGUUACCUACAGUCAUUUUAUCCCAUCUGUUCUAUUUUCACUUAAUUUACUAUACACAUUCAUUCACUCUCAGCUUAAAUCAAUUAGUUGGCGCAAUCUGUGGAUGGAAACAUUUGGCAGUUGGACAAUAUUUUCCAAUAAAUAUGGUUAAACAAAAGCUUUUAAAUAUAUUACUGCUUAGUAAUCAAUUUUUUGCAUUUAUGGUGAAAAUUACAUAUAUUAAACAAGUUUAAUUACCACUCAGCAAUUUAUUCUUCUUUAUGAAAUAGGCAUAAAGAAGAUACUCUUGCUCUAUUCCUAAAUAGAGGCAGAUUUUGUUUAAUAACUUUUCUAUAAUAGGAAAACACACUCAAAGAAUUUAUAUGUUUUGCAGCACAAAUAGAAAGCGCUUCCUAGGCCUACAUUAUUGAAGUAAUUACAAAUCUGUAACAGCUGAAUUAGUUGGAAACUUAUCAGUCAUUGUUGUUUUUUCUGAAGAGCAAUCCGUUUUUGCUUAUGGAUUAAAAUUUCUUUCGAAAAAUGACUCUCACUCUUAAUUAUAUGUUAUUACUUAAAAUUCUGUCUACUGUACAAGUUCUACACUGCAAUGAAGAUGAGCUGACAUUUAUUGCUAUAGGUGACUGGGGAAUGGACAAAGCGAAUGGAUCAGUAAAUGGUCAAUUGAGAGUUGCGGAUAGCAUGGCUAGAUGGGCAAAUGAUGUGAAUAAUUUGAAUUUUAUUUUAACUUUGGGAGACAAUUUUUAUCCUGUUGGAACAUUCAAUGUUACUGAUAAGCAGUAUGAUACUAAGUGGAGAGAGGUGUACAUUAAUCCAUAUCCAUCUUUAAGAGUUGACUGGCAAAUUGUACUUGGUAACCAUGACCACAAACUAAACAAUGGAAAAAACCAAAUUGAAUUUUCUAAGUUUGAACCACUUUGGAAAAUUCCAAAUUUCUUUUACUCCUUUACAAAAGAAUUGAAAACAUUUCAAAUAUUAUUCGUUAUCAUUGAUACAGAACUGAUGCUUAAUAAUUCAAAUAAAAAGGAGCAGCUAACAUUUUUAGACAAAACUCUAUUCAAUAGCAAAGCCAAUUGGAAAUUUGUGGCAACUCAUUACCCAAUUUUUUCAACAUCUACUCAUGGAAAUAAUAUUGAAUUAAUUAAUGAUUUAAGACCAAUUCUGAUUAAUAAUAAUGCUGAUUUCUACAUUUUUGGUCAUGAUCAUGUGUUACAGCAUCUUAGUAGUGUAGCCAAUGAUCCUGUUGAUUAUAUAGGAAGUGGUGGUGGUAGUCAAAUCCCAUAUGAUCAAGUACAAGAUCACAUUGAAGAACUAAAGAAAUGGAAUCUUAAAUCAAAUAUGUAUGGUCAAUUUAAUGGUUUUGUUGGCUUUACCCUUACAAAGUACACUGCAACUGUUGAUUUUAUUAAGGAUAAUGGAGAUAUUUUUUAUAGUUUUACUAGAGUUAGAAAUUAGUACAGCAAUAUUUUUUCACAAUGGAUAUAAAGGAAAAUUUAAAUGAAAAAGGUGGAUUUGGCUCUGGAUGUAACACUAAUUUGAAAGCAAUUUUAUUGAAGCUAUAAAUGCUAUAUAUAUAAAUAUAUAUAUAUUUGAAAAUUGUCUGUGUACUCUCCUGCUGUGAGGUUGUAAGUAAGUACUCGUCCAAAUAGAACCGAAUUAGGAGUAAGCCACUUAGAAGAGAGAUGUAGAAUUGAGGGAGGAUUUUUCUUCUUUACAGGCGAUUUUUUGAAUAAUCCAUUGAUUCUACUCAGUAGAGUUUGAACAGAAGUUGAAUAACAAAAGCAAUUUUACUCCUCCUUUUCCUGUUCUAAAAGCCCUACUUAUGUCUUUUUGUAUCAAUGUCAAUUUUAUUUAUUAUAAAACACCAUUAUUUUUCAUGGUGUGGUCAAAAACUGGUAAAAGAAAUAGACAUUAAUUUCUUAAUGAGUGCCUUCCAUUAUAAAAGUAAAAUGAAACUGUUACAUCAGUGUUGUUAAAACUUUCUCUGUAAAUUCAAUAUUUUUUGUUAAUGACUGAUUUUAUCAGCUAAAAUUACUGACAAACAGUCACAAAU